This is a messenger RNA of Polypterus senegalus (gray bichir), 2353 nucleotides long. Its product is annotated as membrane progestin receptor gamma-B-like. Gene Ontology annotation, molecular function: signaling receptor activity. The record is from RefSeq and is a predicted model, not a curated record. Lineage: Eukaryota; Metazoa; Chordata; Cladistia; Polypteriformes; Polypteridae. Gene Ontology annotation, cellular component: membrane. Bases 336 to 1376 code for a protein of 346 amino acids. The transcript is spliced from 9 exons.
UCGGCUUUCGUUGCUGGACAAUAACAACAGUGCUCCUACAGUGACACCUGAAGUGAACACAGCCUGGGACGGAGCUUUGGACUGGCGCGAUGGCUUCGUCAAGUUCACGGACGUCUAAGACGUACGGCUACAGGCAGCGCGCACUGUACUUGGCAGAUACGAACGAAUAACACUUGAGGACAUUUCAGGAAGGAAGGUAAAACCCCAGCUGCUACGGUUCAGCAUCCCAAGAGACAACCUUGAAUUCUACAAAACUAAAUGCUGCCAAGCUGACCGCAUGUCUGGACUGGUAACCUACACUGCCAGGUGCCCAAGGGUGACGCCCACAUCCAGCAAUGCUCUCGGUAAAGCUGCCCAGGCUCCUCCGCGCCCACCAGGUGCCCAAAGUGUUUCAUGAAGACAGCAUUUUAGAUGGCUACCGCCAUCCCCAAAGCUCCGCCUUCAGCUGCAUCCUCAGUGUUUUCCAGUUGACCAAUGAGACCCUCAACAUCUGGACGCACUUCCUACCAACUUGGUACUUCCUGUGGAAGCUCAUUGCCUAUGUCUACACACUGGAUGUGUUCACCGAGCCCUACCUCUGGCCACUUAUCGUCUACCUUGUCUCUUGCUGCAUCUACCCCUUCACAUCCAGCUGUGCACACACCUUCAGCAGCAUGUCUCCUCGAGCCAGGCACAUAUGCUUCUUCUUCGACUACGGUGCUCUCAGUCUCUACAGCCUUGGUUCUGCCAUUGCCUACUCCACCUACAGUGUGCCAGACAAGCUGGUAAGCAGCAUGUUCCACAGUUGCUAUGUGCCAAUUGCCGUGUGUAACACUGUUGUGUGCACUGGGCUCUCCUGUUAUUCCAGGCUGGGUCUGCCCUUUCUGAAAUAUAACCCCGAGAUCAACAAAAGAAUACCUGAAAUAGAGCGCCCCAGGUUCAGCAAGGUCUUACGUGUCCUUGCCUUUGCCUUCCCAUACCUGUUUGACAACAUUCCCAUCUUCUAUCGGAUCUUCCUGUGUUCCGGAGAAGGCUGCACUAACAAUGAGACAAAUGCACUGCAUUAUCAGCACAUUAUGCUGGCCUUUCUCACCGCCUUUCUUUUUGUCACACACUUGCCAGAAAGACUGGCCCCUGGCUGCUUUGAUUACGUGGGCCACAGCCACCAGCUCUUUCACAUGUGUGCAGUCAUCGGAACACAUUUCCAGAUGGAGGCUGUCAUCAUGGACAUGAACCUCAGACACACUUGGCUGAUGAGCAAUGCUCCUCCAGUGACCUUUGCCUGGACUAUUGGUGCAGCACUGGUGUGCAUUACGUUAAGCCUUCUCCUGAUUCUGAUUUUUUCUUUGCCCCAUUUUUGGAGUCCAUUCUCCUCCAAAAAUGACAAGACAACAUAGCUGCCUGAAGGAAACUUAUGAAGGAGUGGACAGCACAAGGCUUGUCAUGCUAAUGCCAUGAAUGGAAUUGUAAGGCCAGUUAAGCUCCUUGCUGCUAUAAGAACAGAUUUUGUAGCCCUGGGUAAUUCCAGUCAUUUGAAGGUUCCAAGGGCUACAAAGCCAGUGUUUAGUUUAGAAGCACUCCAGCUUCAAUGGAGACAAAAGGCUGAAGCUGCUGCAUACAUGCAAAAAUUACAUGAGCUUCUUACACUCUAGUGAAAAAUGGGUAAGAGUGGUGGCUACAUCUCAUGCACUAUUUCCAAAACUUUUAAGAACUCCAUAUAGUUCUCUGGAUCCAGUUUUAAUAACGAUAACAGAAAACAAAACUUCAUUUUGCUGGAGUACAGAACAUGAAGAAAAUCUAGAAGCUUAUAUAAGCAAGGAGAAUUUGUAGAUAUCAUAUACAAGAUUCAUAAAACACUAAAAUGGAGGAUAUCAUUGGUCUUGGCAAUUGGUUAAUAUCAAACUUAUGUCAACUGUAUUUUCUAACUAAUCUUAUCCCAAUGUGACAGAACACAUGACCAUGUUAAGUAAAUGCUAAGCACUUAGGUCAAAAUUUCUAAUGUUUGAGAUGCAUCAGUAGAGAAUUUGCUUGCUGUCUGCUUGUUACGAGGAAACUUCUGGAACCACUUUUGGUUCUGGUCUUAUAACACAAUAGGUCACUAAUGGCAAAUGCUGCCUAUUAUUAUAUGAGACACAGAACAAUGUAUAGCACUUCUUAUCGACACAUGAGGAGCUGGGGGACCAAUCACAAUUGAGGCACAAAUGUUGUUGCCUUAUUGUUAGUGCCUUACUUAUAAACAGUCAAAACUAUUUUUUUUCUUUUAUCACAGUGUUGUUUUUUUUUUUUUUGUACUGCAUUUUAAUGAACAAGUCCAGUAUUUUGUAAUAAAGCACAAAGUUAUAUAAAGCUUUUCAGUAAAAAGAAUUCCUGAAAA